Neoarthrinium moseri is the source of this 2544-nucleotide messenger RNA. RefSeq lists its product as uncharacterized. The record is from RefSeq and is a predicted model, not a curated record. Gene Ontology annotation, molecular function: oxidoreductase activity, acting on CH-OH group of donors; flavin adenine dinucleotide binding. The coding region runs from base 1 to 2544 and encodes 847 amino acids. The transcript has 7 exons. NCBI's taxonomy places the organism in Eukaryota, Fungi, Ascomycota, Sordariomycetes, Amphisphaeriales, Apiosporaceae.
AUGACCAAAUCUCUCUCCCACCACCCUCCCCGACAAGAUGGCUUGAGAAGAAUCCUGCCGUCUUUCUUUACGACCUUUUUGGUAUAUCAAGCCAUUGUUGUACUGCAGACUAGAUCAGACCCGGAGAUACUCCAGGUCUACGAAACCUUGUCGCAGUUCCGGGAGCGCGGGCAGCUGUUUGUCGAGCUCUUCCCACCCUUGUCGUAUCUCUUUGUGCAUCUCACCGAGUACACACAUAUGCUCAUAAGACUCGCCUGCUCCAUGGUAGCAACGCUAGCGGUAGUCUCAGCGCUAGGUGUCUUUGACGACUUCUCAUCACUUUUGGGCGCGACGUGCGGCACGUUAGCAUCGUCAGCGGUACAUUAUGACCGCAUCCAAAAUGAUGAGUUUGCUGCAUUGGAUACCGCUUCAUUUCUGUCUCGUACGGUUACGAUCAUUCUCGUGGAAAUGUGCAUCAGAACUCGUGCAAGGAAGUCUUUGAUACUGGUAAGAGACUUGGGUGCAAUUCAACUUAUCGCUGCCUUGUCCUGGGCACUCGGUGGUAGUACUGCCGGCAUGGUAAUCGUACUGGGCUUGCUAUAUUUCAUUGAGAUCAUGGAAGCUAUCGCCAAUUUGUCAGACCGCUCAAAGUCGGGUUCCUUCUUGAUCAUAGGAAUGGUUUUUACCCACUUGCGUUUUCUGGUUAUCAUCCCCAUGACUCUAUUUGCCGUAGUCGGCACGGUCUUCCCGUGGUCUGAGACAUCGACCGGAGGCAACUACAACCUCCAUUACCUGCCUGCGGCUAGUAGACGAGAACUGCGCCAAGACAUGUCUAGGGUCUUUUCAGAGACCACACCACAGGGCCCUGGCCUCCGAUAUCACGUGCCCUUCACCAUUUACCUUCCCUCUGCGGGGUUUCUUAGGACCGACGAUCUGGUGUGGGACUCGUAUUAUCAAGGCUUUGAUUUGGAUAGCAACGUGGCUUCGCGGAACGCAGAGUCUUCGAGGGAGACACCAGAAGACAAUCUUUACCGAACGAUACUCCAGGACGGCAUCGGCCGUAUUAACCCGUGGGUAAUGACAGAUCCCACCAAGGAUGAGGAUCUCGUGGAUAAAUAUUACGUCCAUGAAAACAACGUGGUGCGGCUUAUUGAUGCACAGAAGGGCAAAUACCUUAUUGUCGAGCCUCGGAAGGCUACCUUGGACCGACAAUAUCAUACCUACGGACUUAGUGCAGAUGAAGACAAUUUCGUGCGCCUGCAGGUCAUAACGUCUGAAUACGCAGGUGCAUCAGCAGACUGGCAAGUCCGGUAUACCGAUACAAGUCUGACCGGAUUCCGUCUCUGGAAUGAGAAGGGGAAAUGCUUCCUAUCCACCUCGUACCGCACGUUCCCGGACUACGACGGCAGUCACACCCAAGAUGCAGUGCUACACCAGCUGCGCCUUGAGCUCGAGGCUGUUUGCAGCAGCAACCCCAAGCCCGCGGUCUCUACAUUCUAUGUCAUUGAUGGCCUACAGCACCGGCUGCCUGGCUUCACGGUGUGCCCGCACUGGAUGAAUAAGGUGGUCUAUAACUCUAUCCUGCAUGCUAUGCAAACUUUAUCAAGGGGUGCAACGAUUCUCGGCGCCAUGUGGGAGCUACGGGCAUUCCGUACGCACUAUGCCAGCCUGCAGGAUACCCCGGCGUGUCUAACAGCUCGGAGCAGUGCUUACAGGUGGUUCAAGGUCCUCUACAGGCCGAGCCGGGGGAUUCACAGUCGGUUGGUUGAGUUGCAACUAUUGCCAGAAGCUUUACAUCAUUGGCUGAAGGGCCAACCACCGUCUUACUGGGACGAUGUGGGCUGUACCCAACAGAAUCCCUCGUCACGGGAAAACCUAAGGGAGCGAACCCCGCAAUUGGAGCAGUUAUGGCAGCCAGAAAAGAAAAAGAAGCAACAGCGCAACCUGCAGGUGGAACAACAGGUUGUAUCGUCGCUGGGAGACUUGCCGAAAGCUUGGGAGCGCGACUUCAAGCAUGCCUCCAGCAAGCCACUAGCUAUCAUUGCGAGGAUCGGUGGCUAUCCGGGAGAUCCAGCCAAACUGGCACCCACCCUGCAUUCCUACUCGUGCGGUCACGUGCAUAUUAUGGGCUCCUUGACGGGUGAUGCACUCGAUUUCGAGACGGGACUUUUCACGGACCCGCUUGGCCUCAAUGUCGAGAUGCAGAAGUGGCUAUACAAGAAGCAGUGCGAGAUUCGCUCUACAGAGAAGCCUGAAGGGCUCAACGGCCUCCUUUCAGCCGACGUUCCCGACAUAGAGUACUCGGCAGAGGACGAGGCGGUGUUGGAGACCUGGCUGUGCAAGAUUGUUGGUCUCAGUUGGCAUCCGCUUGGAUCCUGUAAGAUGGCACGUCGCGGAAAGAUGGGCGUCGUGGACGCCAGCUCGAGUGUCUAUGGAACGGAGCGUCUCAAGCUCAUGGAUCUGAGUAUCGUUCCUGGUGCCGCGUCUGGGAAUACUAUGAAUACAGCCUGUGUUAUUGGAGAGAAGGCGGUGGAUAUGGUCUUACACGAAUUGGGUGUCGUUUGA